AGAAGAAUAGAUUAUUAGUUAAAAAUGCAGGAAUUGAAGUGAGAGCAGAAAGAAAACAUGAUAUCAAAGAAUUAUUAGGGUUUAGAAUUGUUUUUGAGGGAAAUGAUAUGGAGUUGGAUGUGGAGAAGAAAGGGAACAGGAUUAGGGUGGAGACUCAGACUAAUGCAAUGCCAUUCUUCUUCUGCUUGGUGCUGUGGGCAGAGACAGAAGCAGAAGGAGAAGCAGAGAGUGAACAGCCAGAGUUUGAAGCUUACAGUGUCUAGGUGUCCAUCUGAUUUGAUUGCCCUCUCCUUUUUUUUGUGGACAGCCCAACGGCGCCGCCAUGACUUGGUGGCCCUCGAUCACAUCGUCACCGUGCUCCGUCGCCUCACUCACCGCUAUAACACUGUCUCAGCCACGCUCUCUGAGCUGAAGAGCAUCGGAUGUGCCUCUCUCAGAAACCCUAAAUCUCAGUUGGUGUUGUUGAGGGUUUACUGGCGUGCAGGUAUGUAUGACAUGGUUGUUGAGGCGUAUGAGCACAUGCAAAGCGCCUACGGAUUUGUCCCCAACACCUUUGCUCGUAAUUUGCUUAUGGAUGUUCUCUUUAGGACAGGACACAACCAUGUGGCGGUCUCUCUCUCUCUCUUCAAUCACACCCAUCCCCCUAAUUUCUUCACCUUCAACAUUGCACUCUUUCAUCUUUCCAACAUGAACUUGAAGAGGGAAUGCCACAACACUCUCCCUUACAUCUCUUAUAUUUUCAGACUUUCGCUCAGGGCAGGCUAUUCUCCCUCCCCUCUCAUAUUUCGGAUGCUUCUCCAUUCCUUCUGUAACAUUAAUGCACUACCGCAGGCUUUUCAGCUUUUGGCACUCAUGACUGUUCUGGGCAUCAAUUUCUCUGUCAAUAUGUGGACCAUUCUCAUCCAUAACUAUUGUAGGUUAGGCCGACUUCAUCUUGCUGCCAACCUCUUCAACAAUAUGCUUCAAACCGGUUGUUCUCCUAAUGUUGUAACAUAUACCAUCUUAUUUAAGGCUUUUAUGAAAUACAGCAUGCUAAGUCAUGCUUUCCGUUUGUUUAAUGACAUGUUAUCUACAGGCCAAAUCCCAGAUUUAAUUUUAUCUAAUGUAUUAAUUGAUUGUCUUUCAAAGGCUGGAAGGUGUCGUGAUGCGCUCCGAGUUUUUUUAAGUUUAUCCCACCAAAACUUAAAACCUGAUUAUUAUACCCUUACUUCAUUGUUAUCCACGAUCGGUCGUUCCAGGAUGUUUUAUCUCUUACCCAAAGUAGUUACAGCCUCCAGACAUAUAGAUACUGAUUUAGUGUUCUGCAAUUCCCUUUUAAGCUCUCUUACUAAGGCCGACCUACCUUCUAUUGCCGUUGGAUUCUAUGACUACAUGAUUGAUGUCGGUUUUGUGCCAGAUAAAUAUAGUUUUGCUGGACUGUUAAGCGCACUCUGUGCUGUGGGAAGAGUUGAUGAAGCUGUUAAUAUGUACCGUGUUGUUGUUAUGAGUUCUCAUGAUACUGAUGCUUACUUACAUACUGCAAUUACAGGCGAACUUUUAAAGGUCCAAAAGUAUCGCAAGGCUGUCAGUGUUACCAGAUUAGCAGUAAUGAACAGAUAUCCGCUGGAUAGUGUGGCAUACUCAAUUGGCCUCUGUGCACUUCUUAGAGAUGGGAGAAUUCAAGAGGCUUGGACAUUGUAUUACUGGAUGAAGGACAAUGGUCUGAAACCUAGUGUUCAUACCUAUAAUAUGAUGUUUUUCACAUUUUGUAAAGCAAAAGAUCUUCCAGUGAUAAAACAGAUACUGCGUGAGAUGAUUGAGUCAGGGAUACACUUGAGUGACAGAAAUGUCUUCAACUUAUGUAAAUAUUCAUGUAGAUUGGAUAUAUAUCUUUCUGUUUUAAAUUUGUUGGCUGAAAUGAGAGAUCUGAGGUUGUUAUCUGCCAAGGCAUUGCAUGCAUUAAACUUUGUUUGGCAUGAGGAAGGAGUACAAUCAAAACAUAAACAUCAGGCUGAAGUUAAUACAGAGUGUAACCCAAUUCUAGAUUCAUCCAGUUCUGAAGAUCUGUCAGAUGUAGCUGCUUCAGUUGGUUGAACACUUAUGCUUACCAUGUAGCGCACUUCUGCUUGAAGGGUUCAUUAAAUUUCUAUGCUGUGAAAUUCAUUAUCUAUCAUACCCCGGUUACUCUUAAGAGAGGGAAGAUUCUUAUUCCAGGCAAGUUUACCCGCCUUAGUGAGCAUGGCUGACAUGAAAUCAUUUACUUCUUGCAUAUGGUUUGCACAAAAGAAAGACUACAAGAAAGUAGUUGUAUUGUUUACGGACCCAACAUCUUCCAUGCGUUAUCUUGAUAUAAGCUGGAAUGAGAUAGUGAGAGAAAAGCUGGGGAAAGCAAAGCUUCAAUGCAUUCACAGUAUCAGCUCCGACGCUUCUAACAAUUGGGACAUAUCUUCUCCAACGCGUCUGAGAACAGUGUUGACACCGUGUCGUGCACGCCCCGGACGCUUGUCCAUGUACGCAAUGCAUGGAAGCGGGCAAGUGCAACCUCCUAGCCAUCUCAGAGCUUCAUAGCUCAUGUAUGAUGUUGCAUGGGAUACCUUCAAUAUUACCAUCUUCAUUGACAUUUGUCUCGUUUUCAGGUACUAUUUAUAAUAGUGCUGAUUUUACAGUUACAUAGGCUGUUGUCGAUGAUCUUACAUCUCCUAUUUUACACAUUCAGCCACUUUCAUUGGAUGAUUAAAAGGAGUUGCUGCUGCUGCCACAGAUUUCUAUAGACAACCAGAUCAGUAUACACAGAUUGGACAGAGUCGAGCAGAAGAAUAAUGUGUUUCAAUCUUUGCUCCCAGUUUUUGUUUUUCAUAAUAAGCGUAGAAUUUUGAUACUUUCUUUAGUUAGUAUAAUUAGAAGUUGUAAAUAAACUGUACUACAUCAAAAUAAAGAAAAAAAAAUAAUUUAUGGCCAAUUUUAGUUAGGCCAUGCUGUUUUUAGUUUAGAUUAGUCUAGUUUUCUUUCCUUGUUUUAUAUCUUUCCACCAAACGAAAAGAGAGACGGGGACAAAAGCUGAAAGUCAAUCCGAAGCAAGGCUGGUCAAGCAAAGAAUGAGUAGCUAGCUCGAUAGCUGAUGGUUGGCGCUUGCCAGGGAAAUUUGGCAUGCGUAUGACUGUUAGGUUGGUUACACCUACAACUUAUGCAUGCCCUUAACCUUAAGAUUACUGUUGCAGUAUUGUUUUAUAUUUAGUCCAGGAAAUGACUUGACAGAGGAAAGAAGAAUGAAAGUGAAUUGGAAAAGAUUAUGUUGAAUUGAAAUGAACUUAGGGAGUGAGUCUCCAACAUCAUCACCUCCCACACCUCCCUCUCCACUUCCCAUUAGUUUUGGACCAGGCAACAGGACAUACUCCUUCUCAGUAUCUUCCACUCCAUCGCCACCUUUCUCACUAGCUCCUUCAUCCCACCCAUCUCAUGACAAUCUUCCUCUUCUGCACAAGACGUUACCAACUACUAAUGUUCCUUAUGCAUUUUCAUUGGAUCACCAAGAACUGGAAUCCAAGAAUACAUGCCUCAAGGAUUUGACAGGUUAGAAUGGUUUGUCGAAAGAUGUUGCAGUUGCCGUGACAAACUUCCUUGAAUCUUCCAAAUGACACAACAGCUUAAGGAAUAAUGAAAGCAGUAUUCACCAGAAUUUGUUCCUAUAUUAUCGAGGCAUUCGAUUAAACUCUGAAGUGGAUACCUAGACACCAUCUAACAUCUUUGCUGAAAUUAAACGAGUAAAUAUAUUUCUGCAAAAUUAAAUUUGAACAGAAUAUAUUUUUGAA
Vigna angularis (adzuki bean) is the source of this 3788-nucleotide messenger RNA. RefSeq names its product putative pentatricopeptide repeat-containing protein At1g16830. Gene Ontology annotation, molecular function: protein binding. NCBI's taxonomy places the organism in Eukaryota, Viridiplantae, Streptophyta, Magnoliopsida, Fabales, Fabaceae. The record is from RefSeq and is a predicted model, not a curated record. The transcript is spliced from 5 exons. Bases 103 to 2073 code for a protein of 656 amino acids.